Annulohypoxylon truncatum is the source of this 2135-nucleotide messenger RNA. Its product is annotated as fungal-specific transcription factor domain-containing protein. Gene Ontology annotation, biological process: positive regulation of transcription by RNA polymerase II. Bases 161 to 1954 code for a protein of 597 amino acids. NCBI's taxonomy places the organism in Eukaryota, Fungi, Ascomycota, Sordariomycetes, Xylariales, Hypoxylaceae. The record is from RefSeq and is a predicted model, not a curated record. The transcript has 2 exons. Gene Ontology annotation, cellular component: nucleus. Gene Ontology annotation, molecular function: DNA-binding transcription factor activity, RNA polymerase II-specific; transcription cis-regulatory region binding; zinc ion binding.
UGGGUUGCAAAUGCAACAAACCGCCGUUCCUUUCAACCUCCCUACUCGCUAACCCAAGUCUAUCUCGUUUCAUCCGGUUGUGAGAUAGGAGUUAUCACCUAUCACCUAUACAUCUUCAGAUAUUUGUUGUUACUCUAGUACUUAUCAUCUACCCAAUCCUAUGGUUGCGACAAAGCCUUGCCACAACUGUCGCCGCCGUCGCAUAAGGUGCGAUCGUUCUGUCCCCGGAUGCCACAAAUGUACGAGCACUGGACGGGAGUGCUCCGGCUAUGGCAAACUUUAUAAGUGGGUUGAUAAUCCGGCUUCCCGUGGCCAAGUGACCAAGAAGGAUCCCGCCCGUCUACUUUUAGACACUCGAGAGCCUCCCGAGUUUCAAUCUGACGUCAAGGGUUCUGUCGAGCAAACAUCGACAGUAACUCCUGGAGAUGAACUUUGGUCUUAUUCGCCAAACUUCUCAUUGCUUGACCCAUUAUUCCAAGACCUCGGGGUGUCAUCACGACAUUACCUGAAUUACUAUGCCGUCCGUUUCUGCCAAGACCUGAUUGUGUAUGACGCCCCUCAGUACGGCGCCAAUCCGUUCAGGGACCUGGUUCCCAUGUCCCAGGAGUAUCCCUUUCUCCGCGAGAUCGUCAUCGCAGCAUCCGCCUUGCAUUUUUGGAACACCAAGCGCUGGAACAAAAACCCGCAACCAGCUGCUGAUGCUCUAGUGGAUGCCUUGCGUGCACGGCAUAAAGCUAUCAAGUCACUGCAGAGUACAUUAGAGCAUCUAAAAGCCCGCGGUAAUGUGGAUAUCGAUGACGGGCAGAAAGACGCUCUACUAGCCGCUGUUCUCUUUUUUGUCAAUUUUGCCCUUGUUGACUCAGGGAAGGGUGGCUGGCGAGCUCACAUGGGGUUCGUCGGCAAACUUCUUAGUUUGCGAAGAUCCAGCUGCUCCCAACCACGUAACUCGCUAGAGUUCACUCAGGGGUUACAAUCGGAUACCCAAUCCCUCUUAGAUCUCUCAACGUUUGAGCCUCUUCUUCCCUACACUUUAUCAUAUGAACCUAUCACAUCCCCUGGGGCCCUGUGCGUUCGUGAUUACAUUGCGUCGGACUCAAUGGCUUACUAUAUAUGGAGCAGUGCACUCGAUUCGCUCGUGUCAUCGAAAAGUGAGACUGCUCCAAGUUACUCAAUGUCAUAUGAAGACGACAUUGACAUUCUUCCCAUUCUCUUCCGUACCGAGGCCAAUAGCUAUCACAGCUGUCCUUCUCGUUUGUUAUAUGCUGUUUUUCGGACCUCGCAGCUAGCAAGGGAUAUCAAAUCCAACAAGACUAGUCUACUGAAUGAGAGACAAGUGCAAUCAUGUCUUGAACUUUUAAGGGAGGUUCAAUCAUUUGAUACCGAUGCCUGGGCAGAGGAAAUAUGCGCAAAAAUUGCUGCAGAUGUGGGGUACUUGGACAAAACUGAGCGAGAGUAUCGCAGACGCAUCGGUGCGACUUUCCGCGCCGCUGUGUGUCUGUAUGUCCUUUUGAUCGCACCGGACCUACCAGGCCAAGUUAUUCGACAUUCAUCGCUGAGUGAACUCGGGGAAGAGGUUUUAUCCGCUCUUCCCAACACUGCAGAACUCACCAGCACGAUUUUAUACCACCUUUCCUAUAUCCCUACCGAUAGCCCCCUAUUCAAAUCCGCGACGUGGCCUGUAUUCCUUACGGGAAUCGAGACAGCAAAUCCUGCCCACAGAAGAUGGGUGCUUGAUCGAUUUCGUGAAUACAGAGUCAUCUGUCCCUGGGGAAUGGUCACUUCAACGAUGGAAACGCUGGUAGAGAUGUGGGAGAUGAGAGAUAGCACACCAGUCGAGGGAUUGGAUACCGGCAAAAGGCUUACCGAGGAAUUGACUACAUCACCGCGCGAAAGGGAUAACAUCAACUGGCUAAUACAGUUACAAGGCUUGAAUAUCGAUUGCUUAAUUGUAUGAAGCUUGGUAUACUGAUACUCGAGACUCCAAGCUUUAAAACUAAAUAAGCGGUAUCAUGGUUUGGAAAGCAGUAACGCAAAAUUGCUUCAUCCUAACCGCCUAGCAAGCACACUUUCGAGAGGCCCGUCGUUCGCUGUUAGGCCGCCGGCUCCUAAUGGGUAGGAGUUGCACUUGGGUUACU